Dendroctonus ponderosae (mountain pine beetle) is the source of this 2067-nucleotide messenger RNA. It is a transcript of the gene pHCl-1, whose product is annotated as glycine receptor subunit alpha-4. Bases 406 to 1914 code for a protein of 502 amino acids. The transcript is spliced from 15 exons. Gene Ontology annotation, cellular component: membrane; neuron projection; synapse. NCBI's taxonomy places the organism in Eukaryota, Metazoa, Arthropoda, Insecta, Coleoptera, Curculionidae. Gene Ontology annotation, biological process: nervous system process; regulation of membrane potential; chloride transmembrane transport. Gene Ontology annotation, molecular function: chloride channel activity; transmembrane signaling receptor activity; neurotransmitter receptor activity. The record is from RefSeq and is a predicted model, not a curated record.
UUUCAUCAUUUCGUGUAAUUCCUCAAAUUUGAAACAUUGAAGCUGAUUUGUUUUGAAAUAAAACACUCGCAUGCUUAUAAGAUUAAAGCUUAUCUAACUUAUAUGUUGUUUAGACAAGAUAAAAAGUAUAUUUCUAGGCCUUUUCUCUGAAGCCAUAGCGGGUUUUAAAAGGCUAUAUUAUGAGUAUACACCCUUAAUGCGACAAGCCCCCAAGCGCAUAAUUAUUAUACGCUAUUCUUAUGUGUAUGGCCGAUGGACUAGAGUGUUGUGGCGGGGCUGAAAAAAUGCGAUUUAUCGAUUCAUCGACCAAAAUGUACGUUUGGGAAUGUCCAAGGAACGAGGGGCAUUGAGCUUAGCUCAUACCGCACUUUGCGGCGUAAUGCCUCUCUGAAAAGAUGUCCUAAUAUGGGUCAGCCUUGGAUGCUCUUACGUGCAGCUGCAAUAUUACUGGUUACAAGACAAACUCUGGCCCUGUCCGACAUUUUUGAAGAGGGAAAAUCCGACAAGGAGAUCCUAGAUAAUCUCUUAAGAGCCACCCGGUAUGACAAAAGGCUACUGCCGCCAGUAAGAGAUGCGGACUUCUGCUGUGGCCUGCGAUCGCCAGAAGAUGCGAAUAAUGAUGACCGAAACAUCCGACUAAGCGGAAAACAGCGGGGUUCUCUUACCGUCAAUGUCAGUGUUCUUUUGCUCAGUCUAGCUUCUCCGGAUGAGUCUAGCUUGAAAUAUGAGGUAGAAUUUCUCCUACAGCAGCAGUGGUACGAUCCGCGGCUGCGAUAUUCGAACCAAAGCGAAUACAAUUACUUAAAUGCAAUUCACCAUCACGACGAUAUCUGGCUACCAGAUACCUACUUCAUAAUGCAUGGAGACUUCAAAGAUCCUCUAAUUCCGGUGCAUUUUAGCUUAAGGAUAUAUCGAAAUGGAAGCGUCAAUUACCUAAUGAGGAGACACUUAAUACUCUCCUGUCAGGGAAGCUUAAACAUAUUUCCAUUUGAUGACCCAAAGUGUACGUUUUCAAUGGAAAGCAUAUCCUACGAGAUCACAUCGAUAAACUACGUGUGGAAAAAUGACGAAGAUGUUCUUAGGAAGUCGCCAAGUCUAACGACGUUGAACGCUUAUCUAAUCAACAAUCAGACUCUUAUAUGCCCUAUUCAGUCGAGUUGGAGGGGGAAUUAUAGCUGUCUGAGGGUACAUUUGAUAUUCACGAGGGAUCGAGCGUUUUAUUUCACCACGGUGUUCAUACCAGGAAUAAUAUUGGUGACGUCGUCCUUUAUUACAUUUUGGCUGGAGUGGAACGCUGUGCCAGCCCGAGUCAUGAUAGGUGUUACUACAAUGCUCAAUUUUUUCACAACUUCAAAUGGAUUUCGUUCGACACUUCCCGUUGUCUCCAACCUGACUGCCAUGAAUGUAUGGGACGGGGUGUGUAUGUGCUUCAUAUAUGCUUCGCUUCUGGAAUUUGUAUGUGUAAACUACGUGGGUCGAAAGAGACCUUUACACAACGUCGUUUAUCGUCCAGGAGAAAACCCAUUCACUCAGCGUUUGCCGGCUGUGCUGAGCAGGAUAGGCAUAAUACUAGCCAGCCCAUUGGAGACCGCUCAACAAGAAUAUUAUUCUGCUUUCUGUGAAAGUCCUACAUUUAGUCAACGCAUAAGUGAUAAGAAAAGUGAAUCAACCACAGUCGCAAACGAAAUCGGUACUUGCAGCAAUUGUGGACCAAAUCCGUGUACUCACACAAAUAAUGGAUGUCCAACAGCUGAGGCGCCUGGUAUGCAGGUGAGGAAAAAAGAGCCGCCGCAUCCAAUUAGAGUAGCAAAGACUAUAGACGUCAUAGCAAGAAUUACGUUUCCUACAGCAUUCGCAGUUUUUCUUAUCUUCUUUUUUUACCACUACAAGAGCUUCACCAACGCACAUGAGUAAAGCUGCUGGAUUGAAACAGAGAAAACUGGAAAGUAUACGUACGCAAUCAACUUUAAAUUACUAACUGAUAUAGUCUGAGUAAAAUAUUUGGGCAACUUUAAUAAAAGUGACUUGAAAGGUACAUAUCAAGCGCCACAUAAGUGGACUUGUUGA